AUGGACGACAAAGCCAAUUAUUCCACACUGGUCUUUAAAAACAGCACUGCAUCUCAAAAAGAGGAAAAGGACAACCAACCCAUUUAUUCUGAAGUUAAACCUAAGAAGCAAGAAUCAAUGGCACCAAAGGCAAACGAGGACCCGAUGAUUUAUGCUAACGUAAAACCCAAAGCAGCUGCGGCCAAGGUACAGGAAAAGGAAAUCGAACUGACAACUCAUCCUGUGGAAAAACCUGACGAGUCUGCAGCUGCUGAUCCAAAAGGAGAAGAGCUGACAAAUUAUUCUGAAGUCAAACUGGAAGAGUCUGGGAUCACUGGUCCAGAAGCUAAACCAGCAGCAAAGCGCCCGACUUCUCGGCUGCUCAUGUGUUUGGGGACGCUUUGCGUCCUCCUGGUGGCAGGAGUCAUCGGCCUGUUGGCCACGUUGAUGAUGCUGAAAUCAACAAUCCAAGGGCUUGAAGACAACAACAAGAUGCUAACUGAGAAAAACACAAACUUAACAAUUUACAAUCGACAGCUACACGAUGAAAACGACGGUUUAAUGACUCGGACUCAAGAGUUGACCAAAGGAAGAGACGACCUUAACUGGACACUGGAAUUCAUCCUGACCUUCAACACGUUUCCAGUAAAAGACUUCUGUCCCAACAAAAGAUGUCAGCCGUGUCAGAACAGCUGGGUUCUGUUCCAGAACAAGUGCUACCUGUUCUACAAAGACGCAUCUUGGAAAACCUGGGAGGCAAGUCGACAGUUUUGUCAAAACCAGUCUGCAGAUCUGGUUGUUGUUGAGAAUCUGCAGGAACAGGAGUUUAUCAGUAAUAACACAGAGCCCUACUGGAGCAAUGAUCAUGGAUACUGGUUGGGGCUGAAACAAAAUAAGAGCAACUGGGUCUGGGUUGACGGACAUACCGACACUUUGGGGUUCUGGGGGAGUAAGAACAUUGCCAAUGAGUCUGUUAUGAUGAUUCCUGGGACACCGCCCACACAGAGCUGGAGGCGUAUAAUGUCAUCAAGUUUUCAAAAGGUCAUCUGUGAGCGUGACGCUCUGGUGUGGUCCACUUAG
Messenger RNA from Nematolebias whitei (Rio pearlfish), 1059 nucleotides. RefSeq names its product C-type lectin domain family 1 member A-like. NCBI's taxonomy places the organism in Eukaryota, Metazoa, Chordata, Actinopteri, Cyprinodontiformes, Rivulidae. The record is from RefSeq and is a predicted model, not a curated record. The transcript has 10 exons. Bases 1 to 1059 code for a protein of 352 amino acids.